CCAAUGUGUUUGUGAUACAUCCCUGAUUAAAUAUCGAAGUCCUCCAAGAAGAACACUAACACGGCAACUGUCAAAUGACAAUUGCGUUGGUAAAUUUACGCUAUCGAAGGUGAAAACGGUGAAAUGACAGCAGAAAUAAAACCCGUUCCGGGAGUUAAUCAUGAUAAGUUCAGCACGAAUCGAAAACCCAUCCUCCUUUCGAAAUUAGAAGGCUGCAAUGACGACGUUAAUGCGGCGAUUAUCAUACCGCGGGAAGACGGUGUCAUCAGUGUUUGCGAUGACAGAACUGUGAGAGUAUGGUUGAAACGUGAUUCCGGUCAAUACUGGCCAAGUGUCUGUCAAUAUAUGACGGCAGGAGCCACAGCGAUGGAUUAUUGUGCAGAGACCAGGCAAUUAUUUGUAGGCUUAGAAAACGGUUGCAUAAAUGAGUAUAUAAUAGAAGCGGAUUAUAAUCGAAUGACUGGCAUGAAAGAAGUCCUCGUUCAUCAGGGUCGCGUAACCGGAAUUAUAUUUGCUGCAAGUACCGAAUGGAUCCUCAGCAUCGGACGAGAUAAAGCUUUCCAUCUUCAUUGUUCAGCAACAGGGCGAAAAUUAGGAACGUACCAAACAGAUGCUUGGUACACUGCUAUACAAUUCGAUGCUCAAUCAAAACACGCCUUCGUCGGAGAUUACUCCGGUCAAAUAAAUAUGUUGAAGCUCGAUGAAACUGGUGUCACUUUUAUCACAACUUUGAAAGCCCAUACUGGUAGCAUUCGAUCUUUAGCAUGGGAUUCAGAAAAACAGCUCCUAUUUUCCGGAAGUUUCGACCAAAAUAUUGUUGUCUGGGACAUUGGAGGCAGACAAGGAACUGCCUAUGAGUUGCAAGGCCACCACAAUAAGGUAACGGCCCUUUGCUAUGCUGGUGCUGAAAGAACAUUGUUGUCUGGAGGAGAAGAUGGCGUAAUCGUUUGCUGGGAUAUGGCAGCAAAUAGAAAAGAAACUGCUGCUUGGGUUGAAUCAGACACGUGUCAGGCUUGUGGUCGACCUUUCUUUUGGAAUAUCAAAGCGAUGAUGGACCAACGCCAAUUAGGCUUAAGACAGCAUCAUUGCCGUCAUUGUGGAAAGGCACUUUGCGCUCGUUGCACAUCGCAACGUAUUCCAAUUCCAGUGAUGGGUUUUGAAUUUGAAGUGCGAGUCUGCGACCCUUGUCACAUUGAAAUCAAAGAAGCAAACCAAACUUCCUUAGCAUCUUUUCACGACGCGAAACACAGCAUUAUUGGCAUGGAUUUAGAUGCACCACGUCGAAGGUUAUUGACAAUUGGUCAGGAUCGUGUUAUGAAAAUCUGGGAUAUCUCUGCGCUUCUUCAGUAAGUCAGACUCAUAAUUGAAAGGUGAUAGACUUCAAAUCACAUCGAAAACUACCUGAUUCCUGUCUUGAAGCCUUCUCCGACGACGCGAAUAUUUACAAUUUACAUAUUUGUAUCUUGCAAUCAUAAAUGGCACACAAUGCAAAUAUGAAAUCACCUGAGAAACACGCUGAAGAAAUAGGAAAUAUUUUUUAUGGAUAUUUUCUCUGGUAUGAAGGAUAAGCGGUUAUAAUCUUCUAGAGUUUUAGACGCGUUGAAGAUUCAAUUCGAGAUAGGAAUCUAUUAUCAUAGUAAUUAGGUUAUAUGAAAUGAGUCAUGCUAUAAUAAUUGUGUAUAUACAGUGUCAAUAAUUUCAGUUUUUUUCGCGCCCUUUGCUUGAAUCAAAGACAGUUAUUAAUUUCUCGCGAUUUAAUUAAAGGAUUUUGUAGUCCUAUUAUUAAAGUAAUACUUUUAUCACAAACGAUCUUGAUUUUGUUUUUUAAAUUAAAAAUCUAAAGUGGACUGAAUUAUUUCGACUAGUCGACAUAAAUCAUUGUAGAUCAAUAAAUAGUCAUGAAGCAUUUUUUCAUUUGUUAUUCAAGAAUUUUCUAUUCAAAUAGACACCUGUUAAAAGUACCAAUGGGUACUUUUACAAUGCAAAAUAAGAAAGUAAAACCAUUAAAAAAAUUAUGGAAUCAUAUCAGUAAUCGACUAAAGUGUAAUAAAUACAACAAUCCGUGUUUCUUAGAUGGCUUUAUUUUAUAUCAACUCCUAGUAGUUAUUUUCUUAAAAUUAAAGUAAACAAUUGUGCUCUCAUCUGUCUUGUGCUCGAAUUUAAAUGAACAUUUUUAUUUAUUCGCAGCAAUAGUGUGAUCAAAUGCUUCCACAAAGAAUAUAUUUAUACUUAAACAAUUUUUUUUCAUACUAGAAUGCAAUAUUGCUGCAAUUAGAAACCGAUUUUUGAUUUCUUUUGUGAUACUAGAAAAUCAGUUACUUAAAAUUCUCAUAUAACUUCGUUAUUCUCUUUUUUUUUAAAUCUUUCAAGUUUCUAAACUAUAAGUGCUUUGAAAUUGAUUAAUAUUUAAAUUGUAUCGAUCUUUCAAUCUCUAGCUAUACUUAUUAUUGUGUUGUAUUAAAUUGCGACAGUGGUGCAUUGUUGGUAAAACUUGUAAAUGGAAGUGGAUAUUUGAGGAUUUAUUCAUUCCUGCUUUAAAUUUUGUUUAGAGAAGUUAAUAUUAUGAAGGAGGAAUAAAUAACACACCUGGAAAAGUUCAUAUCAUUUCAACACGAUAUUUGUUUGGUCUUUGGGUGGAAUUGGACCUUAGGAAACUUGCAGAAUUCAAAAAAAAUAUUGGGAGAGAUUUUUCCUAACUAGCAAGAUUAUUUUGUUGAAAUGUAAUUUCCUUGACCAUCUGUCAUCUUGUAUCUAACUUGAAACGAUGUACUCAUGAAAACUGUAUAUUAAGUGAUAUUUACCUAUAUCUAUAGUAAUGCACGUGAUGGCUGUUACUGUUAAGAAAAAUGGCGUUGUUUAAUUUUCUCGACGUGUUAGCAGUUUUAAAUGAUUUAAAUAUGAAAUGUGUUAACAAAUUUUACGAGUUCUUUAGCUGCUGCGU
This is a messenger RNA of Belonocnema kinseyi, 2941 nucleotides long. It is a transcript of the gene Wdfy2, whose product is annotated as WD repeat and FYVE domain-containing protein 2. The transcript has 7 exons. NCBI's taxonomy places the organism in Eukaryota, Metazoa, Arthropoda, Insecta, Hymenoptera, Cynipidae. The record is from RefSeq and is a predicted model, not a curated record. Gene Ontology annotation, molecular function: metal ion binding; protein binding. The coding region runs from base 124 to 1350 and encodes 408 amino acids.